Messenger RNA from Lentinula edodes (shiitake mushroom), 448 nucleotides. RefSeq lists its product as uncharacterized. Bases 103 to 339 code for a protein of 78 amino acids. Lineage: Eukaryota; Fungi; Basidiomycota; Agaricomycetes; Agaricales; Omphalotaceae. The transcript is spliced from 4 exons. The record is from RefSeq and is a predicted model, not a curated record.
ACAUGUACAUGUGUAUUAUAGAUAUAGGUACCGUUCAGUGACAAAGUGAAGUGCCGCUACUUCCCGGCAAAAUCCGGCAGAGAAAUACCAACCGCCACCACCAUGGCCAUAGACGAAGAGCAAAGAGCAGCUAUCAAAGCCAAAUUGCAGGCUCGCGACGAUCACAUCCGCGAAUCAUGGGUCCGAGCAAUGGAGGCACGUCUUGUCCGUGAAGAGUUGGAAAAAUGUCAAAGGACGGAAGGUGUCAAUGGGUUUGAGAACUGCAAGUGGUUGUCGGAAAAGUUAUUAGAAAAACUCAACGAUUCCAGAGUCAAGGGUUACAAGCAUAUAGAUGUAUGACCUACCGUGUAAAUGUUGCUAGGGCUAGGAUUUCUGGAAUAAUUUGUCUAUCAUUGCUUCAACUUUCCACAUCAUCUUCCUCUAGAACCUAAAUACGAUAAGCCAAAGA